AUGGCGAAACUUGAAUCACCAACAACUGAAAAUUUAACUAAUCAAGACCAUCAUGAUAUUGAUGAUGAUGAUGAUCAAUUGAAUUCAUCAGAUAAAAUAGUCCCAACUAUAGAUGAACCAACUACAUCAGAAACUACACAAUUGUCAAAUGACUCUUCGAAAGCAAUGAUAAAUUCAUCAAACACUAAUUAUGAUCUACAAAAUUUAAUUAGAAAUGAUGUAAAAAAAUACAUAAAUACAACAAUUCCACAAGAUCAUUCAGGUUUUAUUCAAUGUCAUAUAAAACGUGAAAGAGAAGGUAUUACAAAAGGCUUUUCAACAACAUUUACUUUAUAUGCUGAUGGACAAAAUGAAAAUGAUAAAGUUUUUCUUUUAAUUGCACGAAGACACUUAACAAUUGGUCGACAUUUAGAAUAUUUUAUUGGAACUAAUGCUGAAACAGCAAAACAUCUAAAUGAUGAAAAUUCAAUUGCAAAAUUAAGGGGAAUUAAUAUUUCUGGUACUGAAUAUAUACUUUAUGAUCAUCAAAAUACUCCAUCUAACGAACAAAAUAAACAACAAUCGGCAGCUAUUCUUUAUGAUGAACAUAUAUUUGGAUCAAUAGAACCACGAAAAUUAAUUAUUUUAUUGGCUGAUACAGAGAAACACAUUCGAUUAUUAAAAGAAGGUGAAACGAUUAUUAAUGAAUAUCGAGCAGGACGUGCAACUGAUUUGAUUGAACUAAAAAAUAAAACACCAACAUAUGAUGAAGAAUCUAAAACAUAUCGUCUUAAUUUUAAUCAAAAUCGUGUAAGACAACCAUCGCAUAAGAAUUUUCAGUUGAUUCGUUUAACUGGAGAUCAAUCAGAAUAUGUUGUUAUGGAAUUUGGUCGUAUUGAUGACAAUAAUUUUGCCCUCGACUAUCGACAUCCUCUUACAGCUAUUCAAGCAUUUGGAAUUGCAUUAAGUGCUUUUCAUAACCGAUUUCUUGCUUAA
Rotaria sp. Silwood1 is the source of this 975-nucleotide messenger RNA. The record is from the annotation of a GenBank genome assembly. NCBI's taxonomy places the organism in Eukaryota, Metazoa, Rotifera, Eurotatoria, Philodinida, Philodinidae.